CAAUUGCUCCUCAAGAUGUUUAGGUCUGGUAGAAGGCAACUUUGGAAACAAAGUGUUACAAGAGUUUUAAAGCAAAAAUUAAAAGAAGAAAAAGAAGCCAAGAGGGCACAGUUAGAUGGUAGACAUGACUAUGUCCUUGGGAUUGUCGCAUCCUGCUUGGAUUUGGAAAAGUCGGAGGUGGAAGAUGCGAUUUUGGAGGGUAAUCAGAUCGAACGAAUUGAUCGCUUUUUUGGUAUUGGGGGACUCCGACAUCUUAUGUUUUAUUAUCAAGACGUAGAGGCGGCUGAAACAGGUAAUUUGGGAUCCUUUGGAGCAGUCACUUCUUCAUUAGUGGCAAGAAACAAAAAGCCAAAGGUUUUUGUAACCGAAGGAAAAGAUGCUGCAUUGACUGGUAUUUGUGUUUUUUUCAUUCGGUCCAACACUGCAAAACCAAUAACAACAGAGAAUGUACAUCGGGAGGUGAAUUUCAAUAUGAUAGAUACAUCUGGAAAUAGCUUGCUAAGAAGUGUGGAGUCUUUGUUGUCUGACAUAUUUAUUCCCUCUCUGAAAUCUACGGAAUCUGCCUGGGGAGAUGUGGUUGACCCUCAGCAAGCUGGCAACAUCAGGCAAGAUUUCCUCGGCUCUUUGGAAGGAUUUGUUGAUGUACUAGCUGGUGCUCAGCAUUGUCUGAUGGAAAAGGUUAACCUGGAGAAGUGUGAAACAUUUGAUUUAAGAACACUGAGGGGACCUGCUGAUCACUUGGCUGUAGCAAGCAGCACAGAGGGUCUAGAGAGGAUUGAGAGCUGUAUGAGAGUAUGGAUCAAACAAAUAGAACAGGUUCUGGCAGAGAGCAACCAGUUGCGAAAGGAAGCAGAUGACCUUGGUCCUAGAGCAGAACUGGAUCACUGGAAGAAGAGACUGUCUAAGUUUAACUACUUGCUGGAUCAAUUAAAAACUGCUGAAGUAAAGGCUGUUCUGGGAGUCCUAUUGGCAGCUAAAUCAAAACUUCUCAAGACUUGGCGACAAUUGGAUAUACGGAUUACAGACUCUGCAAAUGAAGCAAAGGACAAUGUUAAGUAUCUGUACACUUUGGAAAAGUUUUGUGAUCCACUUUACAACAGUGACCCAGUGUCUAUGAUGGACUCUAUUCCAAGAUUGAUGAAUGCAAUAGGAAUGAUUCAUAGCAUUUCCAGAUACUACAACACCUCUGAAAAAAUCUCAUCUCUAUUUGUAAAGGUUACUAAUCAGAUGAUAACUGCCUGCAAGUCUUACAUCACUAACAAGAAAACCGCCACAAUCUGGGAUCAACCUCAGGAUAUUGUGCUUGACAAAAUGAGAGCAGCAAUUCAACUCAAUCAGUGGUAUCAACAUGUAUUUCGCAAGACCAAAGAAACACUGGAACAAACACCCUCUGAAAGACAGUUUGAUUUUAGUGAAGUGUACAUUUUUGGAAAAUUUGACACCUUCCAGAAAAGGCUUGAGAAAAUCAUCCGUAUCUUUGAAACAAUUACAGCAUAUUCAUCUCUAAGAGAUUCUAAAAUUGAAGGUCUGGAAGUCAUGGCAACAAAAUUUCAGUCUAUUGUUUUUACAAUCAAGAAAAAGCAAUAUGACUUCUUGGAUCAGCGGAAAACUGAAUUUGAUGAUGAUUAUGAGGAUUUUGUUAAACAGACAAAUGACGUCCAUAAUCAACUGAAGACAUUCAUGGAAUCUACAUUUGAAAGGAUUCACAACACUGAAAGAGCUUUCCUUAUGCUAAAAAAGUUUGAAAGAUUAGGAAUACCAGACUUGGGGAUUGAUGACAAGUAUCAAAAAAUCCUUCAGAACUAUGGUCAUGACAUUGAAAUGGUCUCCCGGGUUUACACAAAGCAGAAAAAUGAACCACCAUUAGGGCGUGAUUUGCCCCCUAUUGCCGGAAAAAUUCUGUGGGCACGUCAACUAUUUCACAAAAUUCAAGGUCCGAUGGAUCUUUUUCAACAGCAUCCUACUGUUCUUCAUACAGAAGAAGCCAAGCGCAUAAUCCGCAACUAUAAUAAAGUCUCAAAAGUUCUUUUAGAAUAUGAAGUCGUCUUUCAUCGGGGCUGGCUAAAACAGGUGGAAAUUGCCAAGUCUGGUCUCCAAGCUUCUCUGUUGGUCAAGGCUCCAGAAACAGGGGACUUAUAUGUGAACUUUGAUCCUAUGAUAUUGACAUUGAUCCGAGAAUCUGAAUGCAUGGCUCGAAUGGGUCUUGAGAUACCUCCAUUUGCUGUUGCUCUCCAGCAAAAUCAGGACCUGUACAAAAAUAAUUUUAAUAAAUUACAGAUGAUGCUUAAGGAAGAUAAGAGAGUUAGAUCAAAAAUCCAUCAUCCACUUGAUCAACUUAUGGCUCCACAUAUAGCUAAAGUCGAUGAAGCUAUUCAACCGGGCUUAACGUCACUAAACUGGACUUCAUUAAAUAUUGAGAAAUAUGUGAAUACAAUUACUGAGAAACAUGCUGAGCUUGAGCUAUUGCUGGAUAGAAUCAAUGACUUGGUUGAAUUCAGGAUUGAUGCAGUGCUACAGGAAAUGAGCACAACCCCUCUGUGUAAACUUCCUGAGGAAGAACCAUUAACCUGUGAUGAAUUUCUCCACAUGACCAAGGAUCUCUGUGGAAAAGGUGCAUUGAUGUUGCAAACAAAAAGUUCCAUGGUUGAAGAAGCAGCUAAUGAGCUUAUAAAUAUGCUGCUUGAUUUAGAAGUUCAUUCUACAGAUGAUGAUACAAAAUCAGUAACCGGAAGUAAAAAUAUGAAUGAAGCAGAACAUAAGGAUGCUGAUGAAGGAAAACCAAUUACAUUGACACAUACCGAUAAUGCCAGCCAGGCUACCUUAGGUCCACUGUCUCCAGUGAACAAGAAAAAGAAGAAAGAUAUGAUGGAGAUAUUAGAAGAAGAAGCUCAAGAACUUUUGUCACAUUUCAAUCAUCGCAAUCUUGAAGCGCUGUUAAAAGUUACUAGAAAUACUUUAGAGACCAUUAGGAAAAGGAUUCAAACAUCUUCAAUGAUCAGCUUUCUAGAUGGCAACAAACCAUCAAAGCAAAAAACAAGUGGCCAGCCAAUCUUCAAGACCAAUAUUACCUUAGCAAUCCCAAACAUUAGUAUGGUGCCAGCAUUGGAUGAAGUUCAACAAACCCUUAAUAAAGCAGUGGAGACCAUUGUCACUGUAACAAAAGGAGUGGCACAAUGGAGCCAUGAGAGGAUGUCAAAGAAGAAAAUUUUAGAACGGAAGAUAGCAGCAAUGAGGAAAAACAGUAUGGAUAGUGAUUCUGAAGAUGGCCUACUGGAAGUAGCAGGAAAGAAUACCCAUGAAAAUGCUUCUGACGUGACGUCUAUCAAUGUAUCUGGUCAAAGGCGGCACAAAAAUUACUUUAAGAGUGUUUCAGAAAAUAAAGAGAUUGUUAAACUUUGUUCUGUCUUAAGUACAUCAAUAAAUGCAACCAAAAAGGAAGUGCUAACUGCACUGGAGAGAUUUAAGUGUUAUCAUCAUAUUUGGCAGAGUGAUAAGGACAGUGUAAUUGAGAAAUUUGUUGCUGGCAACCCUUUGUUAUCGGAGUUUGAAUCUCAAAUUCUAUAUUAUCGUGAUCUUGAACUGUCAAUCAACUGUGAGCCAGAAUUUAUUUGUGUUGGUACCAUAGCAUUGUACACUGCUGAUCUGAAAUUAGCACUAACUUCAGAGACAAAGGCUUGGAUGGUUGACCUUGGUCAACAUUGUAACAAGAAAUACAGGACGGAAAUGGAAAACAUAUUUACUUUCAUUGAAGAAAUGAGUAAAAAACUAAACAGACCUAUCAAGGAUUUGGAUGACAUAAGGAUAGCCAUGGCAGCACUGAAAGAAAUCAGAGAACAACAGAUUUCUAUAGAUUUUCAAGUGGGACCUAUCGAGGAAUCAUAUGCUAUGUUGAAUAAGUAUGAGCUCCUGGUGGCAAAGGAGGAAACAGAAAAAGUGGACACACUGCGCUAUACUUGGGAAAAAAUUCUGGUUCGAGGAAAUGAAGUGCAGAAUGAGCUUGUGGCUAUUCAACCUAAUUUUAGAGGAGAAUUGAUAAGCACUGUCCAAAACUUCAUUGAAGACUGUUCUGAUUUCUAUUCUGAUUAUGACGGGAAUGGACCAAUGAUUGUUGGCCUAGCUCCUCAAGAGGCUAGUGACAGAUUGAUCAUGUUCCAGAACCGCUUUGACAAUCUCUAUCGAAAAUACAUUACUUACACUGGUGGAGAAGAGCUUUUUGGCUUGCAAGUUACUCAUUACCCUCAACUAUUGGAAAUAAAAAAACAGCUUAACUUGCUUCACAAAUUGUACAGUUUGUACAACAAUGUAAUUGACACAGUGAAUGGCUACUAUGAUAUUCAUUGGUCAGAUGUAAACAUUGAAAAAAUCAAUAGCGAACUUCAAGAGUUUCAGAAUAGAUGUCGCAAGCUUCCACGGGCUUUGAAGGAGUGGACAGCCUUUCUGGAUUUAAAGAAAACUAUUGAUGAUUUCAGUGAAUGCUGUCCACUUCUGGAGUUAAUGUCUAAUAAAGCAAUGAUGACUCGACAUUGGAAGCGGAUAACUGAUGUUACUAAUCACCUUUUUGAAGUGGAAAAUGAAAGAUUUAAGCUGCGAAACAUAAUGGAAGCACCUUUAUUAAGGUGUAAAGAAGAGAUAGAGGACAUCUGCAUUAGCGCAGUCAAAGAAAGGGAUAUUGAACAGAAAUUGAAGCAAGUGAUUGCUGAAUGGGACAACAAAACCUUUACUUUUGCCAAUUUCAAAACACGUGGAGAACUUCUUCUGAGAGGCGAUAGCACUUCUGAAAUCAUAGCAAGCAUGGAAGACAGCCUUAUGAUGUUAGGCUCUCUUAUGAGCAACAGGUACAAUACUCCAUUCAAAGCACAAAUUCAGAAAUGGGUUCAGUAUCUCUCGAAUACAACGGAUAUUAUUGAGAACUGGAUGACUGUUCAGAACCUGUGGAUAUACCUGGAAGCAGUGUUUGUGGGAGGUGAUAUAGCAAAACAGCUUCCAAAGGAAGCUAAGCGUUUUUCAAAUAUUGACAAAUCUUGGGUUAAAAUUAUGACUCGUGCACAUGAGAUGCCCAAUGUUGUACAGUGCUGUGUGGGAGAUGAAACAAUGGGACAACUUUUACCUCACCUACUGGAACAGCUUGAGAUCUGUCAGAAGUCACUUACAGGAUACUUGGAAAAAAAAAGAUUACUUUUCCCUCGCUUCUUCUUUGUUUCGGAUCCUGCACUUUUGGAGAUUCUAGGUCAGGCAUCAGAUUCUCAUACUAUCCAGGCUCAUCUCCUCAAUGUUUUUGAUAAUAUAAAGACAGUGAAAUUUCAUGACAAGGUUUAUGAUCGGAUCUUGUCCAUAUCUUCACGGGAGGGUGAGACUAUCGAUCUGCACAAGCAUGUCAUGGCUGAGGGCAAUGUGGAAGUUUGGCUCAAUGCCCUUUUAAAGGAAUCUCAGUUGUCUCUUCAUCUUGUGAUUCGACAGUCAGCACUUGUCAUUCAAGACAGCGAAUUUAAACUGAUUGAAUUUCUUUCAUCAUUCCCUGCUCAGGUCGGUUUACUGGGAAUUCAAAUGAUAUGGACAAGGGAUGCAGAAGAAGCACUCACCAAUGCAAAAUAUGACAAAAAAAUUAUGCAAAAGACUAACCAGUCCUUCUUAGAGCUUCUCAACACAUUGAUUGAUAUGACAACAAAGGAUCUUAGCAUGGUGGAGCGCAUUAAAUAUGAGACUUUGAUCACCAUUCAUGUACACCAAAGAGAUAUUUUUGAUGACCUGUGUCGCAUGCAUAUCAAAAGUCCAACAGAUUUUGAGUGGCUGAAACAGUGCAGAUUUUAUUUCAAUGAAGACUCUGAUAAAAUGUUUAUCAAUAUUACUGAUGUGACAUUUAUUUACCAAAAUGAGUUUUUAGGCUGCACUGACAGACUGGUCAUCACUCCCCUGACAGACAGAUGCUAUAUUACCCUUGCCCAGGCUUUGGGAAUGAGCAUGGGAGGUGCACCAGCCGGCCCUGCUGGAACAGGCAAGACAGAAACUACAAAGGACAUGGGCAGAUGUCUUGGCAAAUAUGUCGUCGUGUUCAAUUGCUCUGACCAGAUGGACUUUAGGGGUUUGGGACGAAUUUUUAAAGGUCUUGCUCAGUCUGGCUCCUGGGGAUGCUUUGAUGAAUUCAACCGUAUAGACCUUCCUGUUUUAUCUGUCGCUGCACAGCAAAUCGCAAUAGUACUUACAUGUAAGAAGGAACGAAAAAGAAAUUUCAUUUUUACAGAUGGAGACAAUGUGGAAAUGAACCCCGAGUUUGGACUCUUCUUAACAAUGAACCCUGGUUAUGCUGGAAGGCAAGAACUGCCAGAGAAUUUGAAGAUUAAUUUCCGCUCUGUGGCUAUGAUGGUGCCUGAUCGGCAGAUCAUUAUUCGUGUGAAACUAGCCAGCUGUGGUUUUAUUGAUAAUAUUGUUCUUGCCAGAAAGUUCUUCACUCUUUACAAACUGUGUGAAGAGCAGCUCUCCAAACAGGUUCAUUAUGACUUUGGUCUGAGAAAUAUUUUGUCAGUUUUAAGAACACUGGGUGCUGCUAAAAGGUCAAAUCCAACUGACACAGAAUCUACAAUUGUUAUGCGUGUUCUAAGGGACAUGAAUCUUUCAAAAUUGAUUGAUGAAGAUGAACCUUUGUUCUUAAGUCUCAUUGAAGAUCUCUUUCCAAGUAUACAACUAGACAAAGCUGGCUACCCUGAGUUGGAAGCAGCUAUUGUAAAACAGGUUGAAGAAGCUGGUUUAAUUUGUCAUCCACCUUGGAAACUUAAGGUUAUCCAACUCUAUGAAACUCAAAGAGUUAGACAUGGAAUGAUGACGUUGGGACCAAGUGGAGCUGGUAAAACAACCUGCAUUCAUACGUUAAUGAAAGCAAUGACGGAUUGUGGGAAGCCACACAGGGAAAUGAGAAUGAAUCCAAAAGCAAUAACUGCCCCUCAGAUGUUUGGUCGUCUUGAUGUAGCCACUAAUGAUUGGACUGAUGGUAUCUUUUCCACCCUGUGGAGAAAAACACUUCGGGCCAAAAGAGGGGAACAUAUCUGGAUUGUACUUGAUGGUCCAGUUGAUGCUAUAUGGAUUGAGAACUUGAACUCUGUACUGGAUGAUAACAAAACUCUAACAUUGGCCAAUGGAGACCGGAUUCCAAUGGCCCCCAACUGCAAGAUUAUCUUUGAGCCACAUAACAUUGACAAUGCUUCUCCUGCCACAGUGUCUAGAAAUGGCAUGGUUUUCAUGAGUUCUUCAGUACUCAACUGGAAUCCUAUUCUUGAGGGAUGGUUGAAAAAACGGUCUUCGAUAGAAGGAGAAAUUCUGCGCAAACUGUACAGUUCCUCUUUCUCAGAAUUGUAUCGCUACAGUGUUCAGUUUUUAGAGUACAAGAUGGAGAUGCUGGAAGCAUUUGUAAUUAUGCAAAGCAUUAACAUGUUACAAGGCCUUAUCCCUCCAAAGGAACAAGGAGGAGAAAUAAGCAAAGAUCAUUUGGAGAGGCUUUAUGUAUUCUCUUUAAUGUGGAGUAUUGGUGCUCUACUGGAACUGGAUGAUAGAAAGAAAAUGGAGCAGUGGCUACGCAAUCAUGAAACCGUGCAGCUUGAUCUUCCUAAGAUCCCACCAGGAAGUGAAGAUACAAUGUUUGACUAUUAUGUGACUGCUGAGGGAAAAUGGAUACAUUGGAAUACAUCUGUAGCAGAGUACAUCUACCCCUCAGACAGCACUCCAGAAUAUGGAUCGAUCUUGGUGCCAAAUGUAGAUAAUGUCCGGACAGACUUCUUGAUAGAAACAAUUGCCAAGCAAGGAAAGGCUGUGCUAUUAAUUGGAGAGCAAGGGACAGCAAAAACUGUGAUCAUCAAGGGAUAUGUGUCAAAAUACAAUCCCGAGAAUCACAUGGCAAAGAGUCUAAACUUUUCUUCAGCUACUACACCAUUGAUGUUUCAGCGAACGAUUGAGAGCUAUGUGGAUAAGCGCAUGGGAACGACAUAUGGUCCUCCUGCAGGAAAGAAAAUGACAGUCUUUAUUGAUGAUAUAAAUAUGCCCAUUAUAAAUGAAUGGGGGGAUCAGGUGACUAAUGAAAUUGUACGACAGCUCAUGGAACAGAAUGGGUUUUACAAUCUGGAAAAACCUGGAGAAUUCACAAAUAUUGUAGACAUCCAGUUCCUUGCUGCCAUGAUCCACCCUGGUGGAGGAAGGAAUGAUAUUCCACAGAGGUUGAAAAGGCAGUUUUCUGUAUUUAACUGCACGUUACCAUCCAAUGCUUCAAUUGACAAAAUCUUUGGUGUCAUUGGACAAGGUCAUUACUGUUCUCAGAGAGGAUUUACAGAUGAUAUAAAAAGAGCUGUGAUAAAGCUUGUGCCAUUGACUCGGAAAUUAUGGCAGUUGACUAAAAUCAAAAUGUUACCCACUCCAGCCAAGUUUCAUUAUAUAUUUAACCUUCGAGAUCUUUCCAAAAUUUGGCAGGGGAUGUUAAACUCUACUUCUGAAGUAAUUAAAGAUCAUACAGUGUUGGUCAAGCUCUGGAAACAUGAAUGUAAACGUGUUAUUGCAGAUCGAUUUACAACUCCAGAAGAUGUAGAUUGGUUUGAUAAAACAUUGUUGAAAUUGGUAGAGGAUGAAUUUGGUGAAGGGAGAAAAUCUACAGACCUUGCCACUGAUGAUUAUUUUGUUGACUUUCUAAGAGAUGCACCUGAGGCAACAGGCGAAGAACCUGAAGACGCAGAUUUUGACAUGCCUAAAAUUUAUGAACCUAUUGCAUCAUUUGAUCAGCUAAAGGAACGCUUGAACAUGUUCCUUCAAAUGUUCAAUGAAAGCAUUCGUGGAGCUGGAAUGGACAUGGUCUUCUUCAGAGAUGCCAUGAUUCACUUGAUAAAGAUUUCACGAAUCCUUCGCACUCCAGGAGGAAAUGCACUACUUGUUGGAGUUGGUGGUUCAGGAAAACAGAGCCUAACUAAACUUGCAUCUUACAUUGCGGGUUACAAGGCAUUUCAAAUCACUUUAACCAGAUCUUACAACACUACAAAUCUUAUGGAAGACCUGAAGAUCCUAUACCGGACUGCUGGCCAGCAAGGCAAAGGCAUCACUUUUAUCUUUACUGACAAUGAGAUAAAAGAUGAGUCAUUCUUGGAAUACAUGAAUAAUGUGUUAUCUUCAGGAGAGGUUUCUAAUUUGUUUGCAAGGGAUGAAAUUGAUGAAAUUACCAGUGACCUUAUCCCUGUCAUGAAAAAAGAAUACCCUCGCCGGCCUCCAACAAAUGAAAACUUAUAUGACUUUUUCAUGUCACGAGUCCGGCAAAAUCUUCAUGUGGUGCUUUGUUUUUCACCCGUUGGCGAAAAGUUUAGAAAUCGAGCACUUAAGUUUCCUGCACUUAUUUCUGGUUGUACAAUGGACUGGUUUAGCAGAUGGCCCAAGGAUGCCUUAAUUGCUGUGUCUGAACAUUUCCUAUCAUCAUAUGACAUUGACUGCACUGUGGAAACAAAAAAAGAGGUGGUUGAGUGUAUGGGUUCAUUCCAAGAUGGAGUGGCAGAAAAGUGUGUAGAUUAUUUCCAAAGAUAUCGUCGUUCUACUCAUGUGACACCUAAAUCAUACUUAUCCUUUAUUCAAGGAUACAAAGCAAUUUAUAAAGAGAAACAUACAGAAGUACAAACACUGGCAAACAGAAUGAACACAGGUUUAGAAAAGCUGAAAGAAGCUUCUGAAUCUGUGGCGGCCUUGAGCAAGGAAUUGGAGGUGAAAGAAAAGGAAUUGCAAGUUGCCAAUCAAAAGGCAGACAUGGUGUUAAAAGAAGUCACUGUGAAAGCACAGGCGGCUGAAAAGGUUAAAGCCGAAGUACAGAAAGUGAAAGACAAGGCUCAAUCAAUUGUAGAUAGUAUUUCAGCAGACAAAGCCAUUGCAAAACAAAAGCUUGAAGCUGCUGAACCUGCCCUCCAGGAAGCUGAAGCAGCUCUAUUGACUAUUAAGCCUUCUGACAUUUCUACAGUACGGACAUUGGGAAGACCACCUCAUCUUAUUAUGAGAAUUAUGGACUGUGUGCUCUUACUGUUCCAAAGAAAAGUCAAUCCUGUAAAAAUGGACCCAGAGAAAGGAUGUACAGUUCCCUCAUGGCAAGAAUCCCUCAAGCUCAUGAUCGGGAACCUCUUACAGAGUCUUCAGCAAUUUCCAAAAGACACAAUCAAUGAAGAAAUGGUAGAACUUCUAGCCCCAUACUUUGAAAUGCCGGAUUACAACAUCGAGACUGCAAAGAGGGUGUGUGGAAAUGUGGCUGGACUUUGUUCCUGGACAAAAGCAAUGGCUUCUUUUUUUUCUAUAAACAAAGAGGUCUUGCCAUUAAAGGCUAAUUUAGCAGUUCAGGAGAGCAGACUUGCUACUGCCAAUUUGGACUUACAAAAAGCACAGGCAGAAUUAGAUGCUAAGCAAGCUGAGCUCGAUGUUGUACAAGCACAGUAUGAAAAGGCGAUGAUGGAAAAGCAGACUCUGAUGGAAGAUGCAGAUAGAUGCAGACAUAAGAUGCAAACUGCUUCUAGCUUGAUCAGUGGCCUUGCAGGAGAAAAAGAAAGAUGGACUGAGCAAAGUAAAGAGUUUGCUGCACAGACUAAGAGACUUGUCGGUGAUGUGCUACUUGCUACAGCUUUCCUGUCAUACUCCGGACCAUUUAAUCAAGAAUUUCGCAACUUCCUUUUGACGGAUUGGCGAAAGGAAAUGAAAACUAGAAAAAUUCCAUUUGGAUUAAAUUUAAAUCUAACAGAUAUGUUAGUAGACACUCCAACUAUCAGCGAAUGGAAUCUGCAAGGCUUGCCAAAUGAUGAUCUCUCCAUUCAGAAUGGAAUCAUUGUAACAAAAGCAGCACGUUAUCCAUUGUUGAUUGAUCCACAGACACAGGGAAAAAUAUGGAUAAAAAAUAAAGAAAUCAAAAAUGAGCUUCAGAUUACUUCCCUCAACCACAAGUACUUUAGAAAUCAUCUAGAGGACAGUCUCUCACUUGGAAGACCACUGCUAAUUGAGGAUAUUGGUGAAGAGCUUGAUCCAGCUCUAGAUAAUGUUUUGGAGAAAAACUUUAUCAAAACUGGAUCUACUUACAAAGUGAAAGUUGGAGAUAAGGAAGUUGAUGUCAUGAAUGGAUUUAGACUCUACAUUACCACUAAGCUUCCUAACCCAGCAUACACUCCAGAAAUAAGUGCCCGCACCUCUAUUAUUGACUUCACUGUGACCAUGAAAGGCCUGGAAGACCAACUACUUGGACGAGUCAUACUUACAGAAAAACAGGAACUAGAACAGGAAAGGACAGAUCUCAUGGAAGAUGUGACUGCUAACAAGCGAAAGAUAAAAGAGUUGGAAGACAACCUGCUGUACAGAUUAACAAGCACACAAGGUUCUCUGGUUGAUGAUGAGAGUCUCAUCACUGUGCUUGGUAAUACCAAGAGGACAUCAGAUGAGGUCACUCAGAAACUUAAGAUAUCAGCUGAGACUGAAAUACAAAUCAACUCUGCUCGAGAAGAAUACAGGCCUGUUGCUACUAGAGGGAGCAUAUUAUAUUUCUUGAUAACAGAAAUGAGUAUGGUUAAUGUAAUGUACCAAACCUCACUUCGACAGUUCUUGGGAGUUUUUGAUUUAUCAUUAGCCAGAUCUGCAAAAAGCCCUAUUACCAGCAAAAGGAUUGCAAACAUAAUUGAGCACAUGACAUAUGACGUCUAUAAAUAUGCUGCAAGGGGACUAUAUGAGGAGCAUAAAUUCCUAUUUACAUUGCUGCUCACGCUGAAGAUUGACAUGCAAAGCAACAGAGUGAAACAUGAUGAGUUCCUAACCUUGAUUAAAGGUGGUGCAUCUUUAGAUUUGAAAGCCUGUCCUCCCAAACCGUUUAAAUGGAUACUGGAUAUGACAUGGUUAAAUCUUGUGGAAUUAAGUAAACUGAGGCAAUUUUCUCACAUUCUUGACCAGAUUACAAGAAAUGAAAAGCAGUGGAAAUUAUGGUUUGAUAAAGAUUAUCCAGAAGAGGAACUUAUUCCAAGUGGAUAUGAUCAAGUACUUGAUUGCUUUCAACGCCUACUCUUGAUCCGAUCUUGGUGUCCUGACAGAACUAUUGCACAGGCCAGGAAGUAUAUAAUGGAAUCGAUGGGAAGUAAAUAUGCUGAAGGAGUGAUUUUAGAUUUGGAGAAAACCUGGGAAGAAUCUAACCCUCGAACACCCCUCAUUUGCUUCCUUUCCAUGGGAUCUGAUCCAACAGAUACUAUCAUUGCCCUUGGAAAGAGACAGAAGAUAGAGACACGUUAUGUUUCUAUGGGACAAGGUCAAGAAGUUCAUGCACGAAAACUUCUACAGCAAACAAUGACUAAUGGUGGAUGGGCUUUGUUACAAAAUUGCCAUCUAGGUCUGGAUUUUCUAGAUGAGCUGAUGGACACAAUUAUAGAGACUGAGACUAUGCAUGAAUCAUUUCGUUUAUGGAUGACUACAGAAGUUCACAAGCAAUUUCCCAUCACCCUUCUACAAAUGUCAAUUAAAUUUACCAAUGAGCCACCACAGGGACUUAGAGCUGGACUGAAGAGAACAUAUGGUGGUGUGAGCCAAGAUUUACUUGAUGUCAGCAGUAUGACUCAAUGGAAGCCCAUGUUGUAUGCAGUUGCCUUCCUACACUCAACCAUACAAGAGAGAAGAAAGUUUGGACCACUGGGAUGGAAUAUUCCAUAUGAAUUUAAUCAAGCAGACUUUAAUGCAACAAUACAAUUUAUUCAGAAUCAUCUUGAUGACAUGGACAUUAAAAAGGGAGUUUCCUGGACUACUGUACGGUACAUGAUAGGUGAAAUCCAGUAUGGAGGAAGAGUUACUGAUGACUAUGACAAAAGAUUGCUGAACACAUUUGCUAAAGUCUGGUUUGGUGAACCCACAUUUAACCAGGAAUUUUCAUUUUACAAGGGAUAUAAUAUUCCAAAAUGCACUACUGUUGACCAAUACCUUCAGUACAUCCAGGGAUUGCCAACUUAUGAUACCCCAGAGGUGUUUGGAUUACAUCCCAACGCAGAUAUAACGUACCAAAGUAAGCUGGCAAAAGAUGUUUUGGAUACCAUCCUUAGUAUUCAGCCAAAGGACAGCUCUGGUGGAGGUGGUGAGACAAGAGAAGCGGUAGUUGCAAGAUUGGCAGAUGAUAUGCUAGAGAAACUCCCUGCUGACUAUGUACCAUUUGAAGUCAGAGAAAGACUCCUAAAAAUGGGCCCAUUCCAACCAAUGAACAUUUUUCUCCGUCAAGAAAUUGACAGAAUGCAGAGAAUAAUAAGCCUGGUGCGAACAACCCUUACAGAUCUAAAACUUGCCAUUGAUGGCACCAUUAUAAUGAGUGAAAACUUAAGAGAUGCUUUAGAUUGUAUGUAUGAUGCAAGAAUUCCAGAGCGCUGGAGAAAGGCAUCGUGGGCUUCAAGCACCCUAGGGUUCUGGUUUACUGAGCUUUUGGAGAGAAAUAGGCAGUUCCAUUCCUGGAUCUUUGAAAGUCGACCAAAUUGUUUUUGGAUGACAGGAUUUUUUAAUCCUCAAGGAUUUUUAACUGCAAUGAGACAGGAAAUUACUCGAGCCAACAAAGGUUGGGCCUUGGAUAGUGUGGUUCUAUGCAAUGAAGUGACUAAGUGGAUGAAGGAUGAUAUUACAAGUCCACCACAGGAAGGUGUUUAUGUGUAUGGUCUAUACCUUGAAGGAGCAGGUUGGGAUAGAAGAAAUAUGAAGCUCAUAGAAUCGAAGCCUAAAGUCUUGUUUGAGUUGAUGCCUGUGAUCAGGAUAUAUGCAGACAAUACAACCGCAAGAGAUCCACGCCUCUACUCCUGUCCAAUAUACAAGAAACCAGUACGUACUGAUCUCAACUACAUUGCUGCAGUUGAUCUAAAAUCCACUCCAAUUCCUGAGCACUGGAUAUUACGUGGUGUUGCACUUCUCUGUGAUGUGAAAUAGAUUGCUAAUUUUUUACAUUCCACCAUCUGACUUUUUAUUAAAUUAUUUAUUUAACAGCUGACUAUCGUAAAUGAUCUAUAUUUUUGU
Molecule: messenger RNA, 13998 nt
Organism: Pelobates fuscus (common spadefoot toad)
Lineage: Eukaryota; Metazoa; Chordata; Amphibia; Anura; Pelobatidae
Gene: DNAH5
Product: dynein axonemal heavy chain 5
Exons: 79
Coding region: 16-13911 (4631 amino acids)
Biological process (GO): microtubule-based movement
Cellular component (GO): axonemal dynein complex
Molecular function (GO): ATP hydrolysis activity; dynein intermediate chain binding; dynein light intermediate chain binding
Source: RefSeq, a predicted model, not a curated record